UGUCGCGUUAAUAUUAAGGAGGCAUUGAUGUCGGCGUAGGUAGAGACCGGAGCUAGUCAAGCGACUCGAAGCUUUCUCCGCAGUGUCCUUGUCACGUGUGGGGAUGGCGGGGCAUUUAUGCCUCAGGCAUGUAUCCCACAACCUCCCACCAGUUAUUGAAGCUGCAGCAAUACAUAUGCUGGCUAAGGAAUGCUGCGGCAUGUAGUGAAUGCAGCCUGAGACUGACAUACUGCACAUAUUUCAGCCUGUCAGAAUGUCUGUCUGGAAAAUGGACACCCUCUAUGCCCGGCUCGGAUGCCCCUCGUUCCUGGUGCACUCCCUCAGGUGCAAUAUCCGUUCGACUGGGGUCUUAAUUAACUAAGAUAGUAGGCAGCUUAAUUAAUCAGGAGAUGUGAUGCAUCAUCCCAAGCAUUCUGCGCAUGAUUCGUCGCGCUCUGUCUUCUCAGAUGAUCCUAGACACCCUCCUUACUCGACAUUCCAUACUGAUUCUCUUCCUCCCCGCCUAUCCAUAUCAAUAGGAAUACUUAAUUAUCCCAGCGGCAGCGGCGGGAUAUUACCCCUGUCAACUGCAUCAAUCCUCGAGCUGCUAUUGAUCCUACAGGCCUAGGAGAUCCUUUCCACCCACAGUUAACCCGACCUCUCCUCCAUUCUGAAUGUCUGGAUGUGUUUUGCGGUCCCACGACAGUAGCGGCGCUGGGCAAUCAAGAUGGAGGAAGCUCCCCAGCGGGUGCCCGUAGUCCCCACGGGCAGAAUGAGCAACACUUCCGGGCGGCCGCUUUCAACCACCGACGACACCUCCACCACCACAACUACUACUACCACUACGACCACCUCGACCACCUCCACCAUCACUGCGCUGACUAGCACGGCUGCUGCUGCUGUUGCUCCUCCUUCUGCUGCUGCUGCUGCUGCUGCUUCUCCUCGGUCCACUCCACCUCAGCCUUACCCUCGCCCGCCCUCCUCCACCGGUUCCUAUCCCUCGCCCAUCCCCUCUCCUGUUCCAGACCGUCGUCCAGUCCGCGGUCACGAGGGAGGAUUCGUGUAUCCCGCCUCCUUUCUCCGGCCGCGAGGUCUAUCACACCCAAUGCCCCCCGCCCAGCCCGAAAGGGCAAUCGAUCGGGAAGAGCGUCAGGCCCUACGUGCCAUUCGCAACUUCCUCAAAGUCCGUACCAGCUAUGAUGUCCUUCCGCUCAGUUUUCGACUUAUCAUGUUCGAUACGUCGCUGUCUGUCAAGGAGAGCUUGAACAUCCUCAUACAGAACGGUAUCGUUUCGGCUCCGUUAUGGGAUUCUACUUCUUCGACCUUUGCCGGCCUCCUUACCACGUCCGACUACAUCAAUGUCAUUCAGUACUACUACCAAAAUCCCGAGGCUUUGAACCAGAUCGAUCAAUUCCGCUUGGAUAGUCUACGAGAGGUCGAAAAGGCGCUCCAUGUGGCGCCUCCCGAAACGAUAUCCAUUGACCCAGAGCGGCCGCUCUACGAGGCCUGUCGGCGCAUGCUCGAGUCUCGCGCCAGGAGGAUUCCUUUGGUUACUUUCGACAGUCAGACCGAUCGAGCCCUCGUUCUGAGUGUUCUCACCCAGUACCGCAUCCUAAAGUUUGUCGCCGUCAACGUCAAUGACACGCAGAAGUUACGGAAACCCCUUGGUGAGAUCUUGCUGGGCUCGUAUCACAAUAUCGCAGUCGCAUCGAUGGAUACACCUGUCAUUGACGUGAUUCACAUUCUCGUCUCACGGAGCAUAUCAAGUGUCCCCAUCAUCAAUACUGAAGGUGUUGUGUACAACGUCUUCGAAGCUGUCGACGUGAUAACGUUGAUCAAAGGAGGUGUAUAUGACGAUCUGAGUCUAACGGUGGGUGAGGCGUUGAAGAAGCGAUCUCCGGACUUCCCCGGUAUCUACACAUGCUCCCUGAACGAUGGUCUGGAUACCAUUUUCGACACGAUUCGCAAAUCCCGUGUACACCGCCUGGUUGUGGUGGACGACAACUUCCGGCUAAAGGGUGUCCUAACCUUGAGUGAUAUCCUCCAGUAUAUCCUCUUGGAGGGUGAGAAUGACGAGUCAUCAUGAACAAUGUAUUUUGCGCUUGUCGCGCAGCUACGCAUAUUUACAACUUGCAUGGAAAGGCGUUCUUGCGUGCCAGUGUCGGUUCCGGGACUUCCUUGGUUGGCAACGGUAGCCCACUUGCACGACAUUGACUUUAUUAUACGGUUCUACCCUCUUAUAUUGCUUCUUGGUAUUUGAGCACUUGGGCUUUUGUCCGUCUUCUUUGAAAUGCAAAAGUAGACGGUACUUUAUGGCGCAAAGGUCUAUAUCCCGGUUACAAAGGCACUCGUGUACACAAUACAUCUAGACAUUGUCAUUGAACUUCAGCUGUAGAAAUUUGGGCAGCUCGCCGUGAGAAGUCGGUUGUUAACUGUGAGCAUGGCUGUUGCAGAUGUCAUAGCAAGUAACUCCAUGCG
This is a messenger RNA of Aspergillus welwitschiae, 2457 nucleotides long. It is a transcript of the gene snf4, whose product is annotated as AMP-activated serine/threonine-protein kinase regulatory subunit SNF4. The transcript is spliced from 6 exons. The record is from RefSeq and is a predicted model, not a curated record. Bases 707 to 2065 code for a protein of 452 amino acids. NCBI's taxonomy places the organism in Eukaryota, Fungi, Ascomycota, Eurotiomycetes, Eurotiales, Aspergillaceae.